Molecule: messenger RNA, 828 nt
Organism: Eimeria mitis
Lineage: Eukaryota; Apicomplexa; Conoidasida; Eucoccidiorida; Eimeriidae
Product: tRNA delta(2)-isopentenylpyrophosphate transferase, putative
Exons: 7
Coding region: 1-828 (275 amino acids)
Source: RefSeq, a predicted model, not a curated record
AUGCAGGUGCUGCUGGACCUUAUAGAGACAUGUGCUUUCUAUCAAACCCUGCCGGGGGCCCCCGGGGGGGGCCCCCCUGGGGGCCCCCAGGGCCCUGGGGGCCCCCAGGAUAACAACCCCCAGGGGGCCCCCUGCUCCCUGCAGGAUAUUGAAGAGGUACAGGACUUGUGCGCUGCACUCGCCAACGUAGCAGGUAGAUAUGAUGCAUGCAUUUUUUGGCUUGAUCUCCGAGAUAGAGAGGCUCUAGAGAAGAGACUGCGGCAACGGCUGGAGACAAUGUGCAAGGUGAGGAGACAGAAAGGAGACAGAGAAAGAAAGGAGACAGAGAUAGAAAGGAGACAGAGAAAAGAGACAGAGAUAGAAAGGAGACAGAGAAGAGAGACAGAGAUAGAAGGGAGACAGAGAGAGAAAGGAGACAGAGAAAGAAAGGAGACAGAGAAAGAGAAGAGACUGCGGCAACGGCUGGAGACAAUGUGCAAGGACGGCCUGCUAGACGAAGUGCGUUGGGUAGCAGCGCAGCUGCAGCUCCGCAGCUGGCAGCCACCAGCCAGCGGGGGCCCCACACGAAGCCCCCAGGGGCCCCCUGGGGGGCCCCCCAUGAAAGAGUCUGAGGUGGGGGCCCCCCUGAAAGAGUAUGAGGUGGGGGCCCCCCUGAAAGGGUCUGCUGCAGUCGCCGAGUGGAAGGAAAAGAUAUACGGGCCAGCACUCCAAAUAGUUAAAGAUUUUUUGGGCGGUGAAAAAUUUUCAGAAGAAUCGGAGUUUGCGGCGGCGAAGCAAAUGCCAGACUGCCGCGAAAAGAUGAAUUCAAAUUGCGAUCGUCAAGGAUAG